ACACUCCAGCAGCUAGCGUUCGAGAGCCUACUGAAGAAGGAGGCCUUGGCCAUUUCUGGUCUGGCAGACUGGCCCUGGUUCCUGUUCCCAGCAGCAUUUGAGAGGGCCUUCAGGAACAAUCAGACCAACAUCCUGCGGGCCAUGGUGCCUGCCUGGCCAUUCACAUGCCUUCCUGUAGGAAUCCUGAUGAAGAAGCCACACCUGGAGACUUUGAAAGCUCUGCUUGAUGGACUAGAUGUGCUGAUUACAGAGGAGCCUUGCAAGAAAUAUUUAAAUGUCAUAACUGACCUAAAUAUCAUGAAGAGUGAGUGUGAUGAAUGUCCCACAUACUUGUGGCGAUGGGCCCAGCAGAGACAAAAUGAGCUGGAAGAGGAGUGCAUGAACAAAUUCGUAUCACAAUUACCCCAAUUCCACUGUCUCCAGCAUCUCUAUAUCAACGAUUCUCCUGCUCUAGUUGGCAGCCUGGCUGAUUGUCUCAGGCGCCUGAAGAAGCCCUUGGAGACCCUGUCCAUCACUCACUGUUACAUCAUACAGAGAGACUUGGAUUACCUGCCCCGGUGCCUGAACCUUUCUUCGCUUAAACAUCUCUACUUGUCGUACACAAUGUUGGACAAGUGUAUUAAGCCACUUGGCUAUCUCCUUGAGAGAGUGAAAGACACCUUGGAAACUCUUGACCUGGCCGGAUGUCGGCUGGAGGAUUCUCAAUUUAGUGCUUUGAUGCCUGCCCUGAGUCAAUGCUCCCAGCUCCUCAAGAUUGAUUUUUACAGGAAUGAACUGUCUCUACUUGUCCUGAAGCAACUGCUUCACCACACAGCCAAGCUGAACAAGCUAACCAAAGAGACAUACCCUGUCCCUCUGGAGUACUAUGAUGGAUGCCGAGUGCUUGUACGCAGAUUUGAUGAACUUGGUCCUGAGCUUCUGGAUAUACUCAGGUCUGAAAGACAG
Chionomys nivalis (European snow vole) is the source of this 945-nucleotide messenger RNA. Its product is annotated as oogenesin-1-like. The record is from RefSeq and is a predicted model, not a curated record. The transcript is spliced from 4 exons. Gene Ontology annotation, cellular component: cytoplasm. The annotation marks the transcript as partial. Lineage: Eukaryota; Metazoa; Chordata; Mammalia; Rodentia; Cricetidae.